AUGUUCCCUAUCGGCCAAGCCAACUCCGCCAUGUUUCAGCAACCAGAUCCGUAUGCUGGCAGUGCCAACGUACACACCACCUUCGGUCUGCAUGGGUAUGGAGUAUCCCCUUACGACCCGCAACCACUUCCGCAUGACGGCAGAUCCGGCAUCGGCACCAUGUCAAGUCAAGACGGAGUGCAAACCCAACACCCUUUGCAGGCAGGCGACGAUACUGUCGAAUCAGCAUCCACGUUGCACCAAACCUCUCCGGCUUCCGCCUCAAAAGAGGACCUGAUCCAGAACACGCCCCAGCAGACGGCCUAUGCUAGUGGUUCUGGGACUCAACACCACAGCCACUCGCCCAAUAGCCUCAGGCAUUCAGUCCGACCAAAAAGAAUUGGGCGCAAACCACCACGCCAGGAGUGGGACCCCAGCUACCGGCUCGUUCACACUGCUAUUGACGAAGAAGAAGCCGCCAACCGUGCGGCCUUCAAAGCUCAUCAAGAGUAUGAAAGGUUGCAAAUCCGCCUUCGAGACAAGUACAAGGUUUAUGAUCCUACUGUGGACAUGAUGACCUGGCUUGAUAGUAGUAUUGACUUGCCGGGGCGCCGCGGUCAGUACCAUUCGAAGUUCAAGCAAACCACGGACUGGAGACUGUUGCUCAAGGCGAUUGUCGCUGAGAAGGCUGCGGACACAAAGUUCAAGGAGAAACAUGAGGCAGCGGCACAGCUCCAUCGUUAUGCGGUGGAUGACACGGAGGACUUUGAGGAUUGA
Molecule: messenger RNA, 756 nt
Organism: Parastagonospora nodorum SN15
Lineage: Eukaryota; Fungi; Ascomycota; Dothideomycetes; Pleosporales; Phaeosphaeriaceae
Exons: 2
Coding region: 1-756 (251 amino acids)
Source: RefSeq, a predicted model, not a curated record